AUGCGUCGACUUGCUAGAAGGGGAGGUGUCAAGAGGAUCUCUGGUCUCAUCUACGAAGAGACACGCGGUGUACUGAAGGUCUUCCUGGAGAAUGUCAUCCGUGAUGCAGUCACCUACUGCGAGCACGCCAAGCGAAAGACUGUCAUGAAUUCACAUCAGUUCCGUAUCCUUGUUGGUCAAAUAGCAAUUGCAUUUCUCUUUCUCUUCCUCUUUUUUUCUCUCCCUCACAGUUUCACAAGCACCGGCCUGAAUAUCUCGGUUGAAAUCAACGAUCUGAUUGACAUCCAGUGCCCACAAACAGAGAAUACGACCGAAGGCCGAUUAAAAGCGCAAUACCUCAAGUUUAUGCAAGUCUCGUAUCAGGGCUACGAACAGUGUUCGCUGUCAGCCAGAAACCGCCAUCUCUUGUCCUGUAACCGUCCCUACGUCCAAAAUAGGCUCACGUUACUGUUCCAAGAACACACGCCCUAUCCACGAGGUCCGACGUUUAGACACGGCGAAGAAUACUAUUUUAUCACAACUUCAAAUGGUUCAGCAAAUGGUAUUGAUAAUUCAAGAGGAGGUUUAUGUGAAUCGCAUUACAUGAAGUUAAGAGUUUACGUCAAACCUAAACCGACAGCUUCACCCACCACCGGCGGUCCACCGACCACGCCCUCAAACUCGUCAACUCCGCCCGACAUUUCACGAGCCGCCACGAGUAUGACGAGCAGAACAACGACGAGAGCGACAACAACUUUACGCACCACCUCCUUACCACCAACAACGACAAGAAGAACAACACGGUAUACGACUGGAGGAAAGAUCAAAUCGACCGAAGAAGGGAACAAUAUCCCAGAUAACAUGACGCGGGGAGCAGCGAACAGAAGACACGUUUCCACGACCCUUCUCCUAGCGUCGUUGCUCGUCGCGGUCGUCAGAUGGCUCCAUCCGUGACCUUUGACCUGCGACAUCUUGUACUUUUGAACUGUUUUUUUUUCUAAUUUAAGAAACUGUAGUGUGUACUUCGUGCCUGUAGAGAAGAGAAAAGAGGGAUUUGUCGAAGCCGAGCCGUCGACCUGACGGGAGAUGCAUUCUGGGGAGUCAGGAGUCUCCAAUCGCGAGAGAUCCAUGGUUUCUCGACAUAAAUCCACCCAUCCCCCUUCU
Molecule: messenger RNA, 1143 nt
Organism: Strongylocentrotus purpuratus (purple sea urchin)
Lineage: Eukaryota; Metazoa; Echinodermata; Echinoidea; Camarodonta; Strongylocentrotidae
Product: ephrin-B1
Exons: 6
Coding region: 1-933 (310 amino acids)
Biological process (GO): axon guidance; ephrin receptor signaling pathway
Cellular component (GO): plasma membrane
Molecular function (GO): structural constituent of chromatin; protein heterodimerization activity; ephrin receptor binding
Source: RefSeq, a predicted model, not a curated record